Molecule: messenger RNA, 1410 nt
Organism: Grammomys surdaster
Lineage: Eukaryota; Metazoa; Chordata; Mammalia; Rodentia; Muridae
Product: gasdermin-D-like
Biological process (GO): defense response to bacterium; pyroptotic inflammatory response
Cellular component (GO): NLRP3 inflammasome complex
Molecular function (GO): phosphatidylinositol-4,5-bisphosphate binding; phosphatidylserine binding; phosphatidylinositol-4-phosphate binding
Source: RefSeq, a predicted model, not a curated record
AUGACAUCAGCCUUUGAGAGAGUGGUCAAGAGUGUGAUCCAGAAGGUGGACCAUGGCAGAGGAGAUCUCAUCCCAGUGGACUAUGCUCCAAAUUCAAUCAGCUUAAAGCCCUACUGCCUCCUGAGCAGGAAACACUCAAGCUCUUGGUUCUGGAAACCCCAUUAUAAAUUUCUCAACCUGUCAAUCAAGGACAUCCUGGAACCCAGUGUUCCAGAACCAUCAUCUGACAGUUCCAGUGCCUCCAUGAGUAUGUGUAUACUGCGUGUGAAUCCGAAGACCUGGGAUAUCAUGAAGAGUGAAAGGAAACUGCAGCAGCCUGAGAAUAAAAUCCUGCAACAGCUUCGGAGGCAUGGGGAUGACCUGUUUGUUGUGACCGAGGUGCUGCAGACAAAGGAGGAGGUGAAGAUCACCCAGACCCACAGUCAGGUCUCAGGCAAGUUUACACUGGCUGGAGCCUCAUGCUUCCAGGGUGAUGGCAAGGGCCACCAAAGCUGGAAAAGAAUGGUGACCCUUCCUCCAGGCAGCGUCCUUGCAUUCCGAGUGGCGAAACUGCUCAUUGGCUCUACAUGGGGUGUCCUUCUCCUCCCGGAUGAGAAAAAGAGGACAUUUGAGUGCUCCUCAGUCAACAGAAGUGUAGUGGACCAGGAGCAUCAUAGAUUUAAUCUGCUCACUGCACUACAGUCCAUUGGUCAGAAGCUCAAAUUCAUGUCAGAUGGAAUACCUAAGGAAGAAGAAUUCAGGGAAGACUUCCAAAGUCUGUGUGCAGAGGUGAAGGCUGGCUCGUUACAACUGGGGACAUUAAAAAUGGAGUUAAAACAACAGCUACUAGAGGACAUUGGGAGGAUUCUACAGGACCAGCCCAGCCUGGACGCCUUAGAGGCCUCACUAUGGCAGGGCCUGUGCAGUGGAGAGAAGGUGGAGCCUCUGAAUGGCCCAGCAGGCUGCAUCCUUGAGUGUCUGGUGCUAGAUUCUGGAGAGCUGGUGAUGAAAUUCGCAGCCCCUAUCUUCUAUCUGUUGGCAGCACUGAAUGGGCUGAGUGAAACUCAUCGGCCUCUGUUGGCUAAGCCUCUGGAGUCAACAGUACUGUCAAAGCAGCUGAAGUUGGUGGAGCACAUCUUGGAACAGAGCACCCCAUGGAAGGAGCAGAGGUCUGUGUCCCUGCCCUCCGGGCUCCUUGGGAACAGCUGGGAUGAGGAGGCUCCCACCUGGGUCUUGCUAGAAGAAUGUGGCCUAAGGCUGCAGGUGGAACCCCCCCAGGUGCACUGGGAACCAACUUCUCAGGGCCCCACAUGUGCUCUCUAUGCCUCCCUGGCCCUAUUGUCUAGUCUAGGUCAGAAACCUCAUUAGCCUGCAGGCCUCCGUUCCAGCAACAUCUCCAUGUCCUACCCUCCAGCCAGGGCAGAAUCUUGC